Messenger RNA from Notothenia coriiceps (black rockcod), 309 nucleotides. RefSeq names its product phosphomannomutase 1-like (gene pmm1l). The transcript is spliced from 3 exons. The annotation marks the transcript as partial. The record is from RefSeq and is a predicted model, not a curated record. Gene Ontology annotation, cellular component: cytosol. Gene Ontology annotation, molecular function: phosphomannomutase activity. Gene Ontology annotation, biological process: GDP-mannose biosynthetic process; mannose metabolic process; protein N-linked glycosylation. Lineage: Eukaryota; Metazoa; Chordata; Actinopteri; Perciformes; Nototheniidae.
CGUGCAUGUUCCUGUAAUCUACAGAAAAUCGACCCUCAGUUGGACGAGUUCUUCCAGACGCUCCGGAGGAAAGUGAAGAUCGGCAUUGUGGGAGGGUCGGACUACUCCAAGAUAGCUGAGCAGCUCGGGGACGAUGUGGUGGACAAGUUCGACUAUGUGUUUGCUGAGAACGGGACGGUGCAAUACAAGGACGGGAAACUCCUCUCAAAGCACGCCAUUCAGAACCAGCUUGGGGAGGAGCUGCUGCAGGAUCUGAUCAACUUCUGCCUCAGCUACAUGGGGCUCAUCAAGCUGCCAAAGAAAAGGUGA